This is a messenger RNA of Lactuca virosa, 1551 nucleotides long. NCBI's taxonomy places the organism in Eukaryota, Viridiplantae, Streptophyta, Magnoliopsida, Asterales, Asteraceae. The record is from the annotation of a GenBank genome assembly.
AUGCAAUGCUCCAACUCUCAGUCUAUCUCUCGCGUUCAAGUUUCCACUUUUAUAGACAUUUCCCUUAUUGCGAAACCUCCAGAUUCACCUAAAUUCUCACCUCUUGCCUCUUCCCCAUGCACAUUACCCUCAAAUCCUUUACCUACCCCUCCAUGUCAUCUUUGCAUGGAUACUUCUCCACCUACAAGCCCUGUUGUCGAUAACUCAUCGUCACCUACGCCUACCACAUCUCCUACCUUUGAACACCCACCUUCACCUACACCUACCCCACUACAUAUCAAGGAUCCUCCUCCUCUCACUCCUUAUAGCACUCCCACUCUUGAUCCUACGCCUCCUACACCACCGACUAUGCCAUCUCACCUUAUGGUUACUAGAGCUAAAGCGGGUAUUUUUAAACUUCGACAUAUCGCCGAUUUGUCUCAAGUGACUCGUUAUGCCACCACCGACCCGAAUGGGCUCAAGUCUGCCCUCAAACCUAACAACGAACCUAUUCGAGUCAUGGCAGACGCGACGGAGCUGAUGUUGCCGUUUUAUGUUCGCUACGUCAAUUGGACUCUUAACCAUGAAGAGUCUCCCCCACGACAACAUAGUCCGGUCCGAAAUAGUCCACCUGUUGUUGCCUCGCCUCCCCCACGACAAGAUAGUCCGGUCCGAAAUAGUCCACCUGUUGUUGCUUCGCCUCCUCGAAGAAAGAUGUACAAGUCGGAAACAUAUUUGACUGAAUCUGCCACAUAUGCUUCUUCCUCGCAACAUCCUGAAAUAGAAAGAACUUAUACGUCAUGCGACACAUCAACGAAGGUGGUAAAGAAGAAGAAAACUAGCACAAAGGCAUUAGUGAAACGUCUACUAGGCGUUGUGGCUGACUUAUCUUCUAAAGUAGAUCGUGUAUUACAGAAAAAAGAUGAGCCAAACACACGUUUUGUAGAGGAGGAGGAGGAGGAGGAGAUGAUAAAUGAAGAUGAGGAAGAAGCAUAUUACCAUGGUACACAGUUCGAAUAUGGUGGUCUUGAGGGGGAAGUUGGGCGUACACCUACGCAUGGUGAGCCGUCAUCGGACGUGGGGGAACAUCACUCAAAAACAGUGACUCCUAUUGGUUGGCCGCAACGAAAGAGGGCUGUUGCAUGGUAUCAGCGGACUCCGUUCACAGUGAUUUUAUUUGUAAUAAAUGUUGUUGGUGCCCAUUGGUUUAUGGCGGUGCUACAUUUAGAUACCUGGAAAGUAGAUAUUUAUGAUUCAACACGACCUAUGGAUUACUUCUCAAAGUACUUAACUGGUGGAGAAUUCAAAAGUUUUGGAGAUAGUAUUAUCUCAGAGUUAGAUGCCAUUGAGUACUGGAACGAUUUCCCCGUUGGACACAAAGACAAAGCAAAGGUGGAGUUUAUUGAUGUUGUAGACGCGCCACAACAAGAAUAUAGUCUUGAUAGAGGGGAUUGUGGAGUAUCUGUAUGCAUGUUUAUGGAAAUGAUUGUUUCGGGGGUACCAGUGAAGAUUUCUACGGCAUCUAGAGAUGCGAGAUUUCUCUACAAACAUAAGAUGACAAAUAUUAUUUAG